UUGCACUUUACCACUCCUUCAUAUAUUGCUAAAACACAAAGUAGAUACUUGAAAAACUGUAAAGAAAAUCUUAACCAAAACAAAUGCAUAUUUUUAGAAGAUUUUGCUGAAGUUAUUAACAUGUUGUUCAGGAUGAGGUUUAAAGUUAUCACUGGAGUAACUAUAUAUAUCAAAGAAAAUCUACCUGAUGUAUCAAGCGUGAAAUACUUUUCCGAUGGUUUUGCAGCACAAUUUAAAAAUUCUAAAAACUUUAUCAAUCUUUGUUAUCACAGUAAAGACUUUGAUUUAAAUGCUGAAUAGGUAUUUUUUGCUACCAAUCAUGGUAAAUCCCCCUGUGAUGGUAUUGGUGGGACUGUUAAAAGAGUAGUAUGUCAAGAAAGUCUAAAACAAAUAACUACUGGGCAGAUUUUAGAUGUUAAUUUAAUGUACUCUUUUUGUAAAACCAAGAUGAAAGGAAUUUGUUUUAAAUUUUUUUCUAAAGAUGAAAUUGACCAAACAUGAGCACAAUUAGAAAAAAGAUAUUUAGGUGGAAGAACAGUUCCUGGCACAAGGGCGUAUCAUCAUUUUAUUCCAAUUGCUUUUAACACUAAAGUUAUAAAAAAACAAGUAUUGAUACAGAUUUGUUGAGGAUGUCGGCUGAACUGAAAAAAUUUUAUCUUAAUUAUUAUGGGAAAAUUGGUGAACUUCAACCACUAUUAAAAGCAUCUGCAAAUGUUGAUCUCAUACAAAAAUUUAUUGAUCUAUGUAUUGUUGAUGCAGUUAAUGCUCAAAUAGACGCUUAUUUCAGUGUUGAACGAAAGGAAUUUCUUGAAAAGCAAAUUCGUUAUACACCAAUUCCAUACAGUGAUAUAUUUAUGAAAGAAAAACCAGUAAUAUUAAUAUCUGGAAUAGCUGGUAUUGGGAAAACAUGGUUGCUUAGAAAAUGUUUGCUUGAUUGGUCAAAUGAUUUAAUUUGGAAAAAUGUUGAACUUGUUUUCUAUUUGGAAUGCAGGAUACUCAAUUCAUAUGCAAAUAUUUCUAAUAUUAAUGAAUUAUUAAAUAUUUUCUACAAGGAUAUUGUAAACGAUUUUAAAUUUAGUAGUCACACUGCACUGUUUAUAAUUGAUGGGUUGGAUGAGUUUAAAUAUUUCAAUGAGCUAUUAAAUCCAAGUUUGACUAGCACUCUGAUUGUUAAAGUUUUACGAGAAAUUCAAAAAUACAAACAUGUAAUUGCUGGUAGAGUUUAUGCAAUUGAUCAAUACCAAAGUAUAUCUACAGAACAUAGCGAUAAGUUAACCAUUCAAGUAAUGGGGUUUAAUGAAAAUGGAAUAAAUAAUUAUGUAGAAAAUCAUGUUAUAGAAGAAAAAAAAGAAUUCGUAAAAACAACUUUAAAGGAGUCUUCAAUUGCAAAAGCCAUGGCAUCUGUUCCGUUUUAUUUAUCUUCAAUGUGUAAAAUUAUAAGUGAUUCGAAAAAAAUAGAUACAAAUUCUUUCUUAACAAUGACAGAUUUGUAUACAAAUAUUUUUUUAUACUUUUUGCGAAAACAUAUCAUAAAAAACAAUAAACUGAUAUAUGAGAUAAUGGAAGACAGUUCCAAUAAAAAGUAUAUUUUAAAUAUUUGUAAAAUUGCAUAUAAAAUGUUUGUUAACAAUAAAAUAAUUUUUUCCAAAGAUGAAAUUCAAGCUUUUAUUAAUGACUUUGAUAAAAAUGAAGGUAAUUUCUUUGGAUUUAUAGAAAGGAUUGAAACAGAUCUUGGUUGUUAUUAUCAAUUUGCACAUUUGACAAUAAUGGAGUUUUGUGCAUCUGUAUAUGCAUAUAAUUGUUUAAGUAGUGAUGAGAUUAUGGCCAAUGAGAGGCUGAAGAUUAGUUGUUUAUCAAUGAUUUGUGGAUUAGCCAAUAAAAACCCAAACAGUUUAUUAAAGUUUCUUGUUAACCUGGAUUCUUCUAAAAAACACUAUAAAGAAUCUUCAUUUUUGUUUUCUAUUUUGGAUCGUCUAAGAAAAAGUUAUGAAAGAAAAUAUCACCAUGAUUUAUUCAUUGAAUGUUUUUAUGAAAGUCAAUCAUCAUUUAAUGAUGAAAUUAAAUCAAUUGUUGAUGAACGAGGAGAGUGGUGGAUUUCGAUUGUCGAUUGGAAAACUUCUUACUUAACUUCUUGCGAAAAUUAUUUCAUAAAUCAUUACGUAAAAUCUGGAAGAAAGUUAUCGAGCUUAUAUGUUAAUAAAAUUAUUUUAAGUGAUGAAGAAGAAAAACUUUUAAUACAAUGUUCAACUAAUGUUCGCGAUGUCAGCUUUUGGUGUCCAAUUAAUUUCGAAGGUUGGAAACCGAAAGAUAAGAUUGAAGAGUUGGAGAUAUGGAUCUCAAAUUAUUUAAUAACAAAAAAAGAUUUUGAAGAAAAUUUUCUUCCGUGGAUUAAUCUUUGUAAAGAAUUAAAUCUUUUACUUCACGACGACAUUGAUUUUAUUAAAGAAUUUUAUGAAUGGAUUCGUUGUUCGAAUGUCAAGAAGUUUGAGAUCUGGUACCGUGAAAAUCAUUUUAAUAACCUCGAUGAAUUAAAAAACUUUACAACACGAUAAAAUAUUUAAUACCUUAAAU
Molecule: messenger RNA, 2571 nt
Organism: Hydra vulgaris (swiftwater hydra)
Lineage: Eukaryota; Metazoa; Cnidaria; Hydrozoa; Anthoathecata; Hydridae
Product: NACHT, LRR and PYD domains-containing protein 3
Cellular component (GO): cytoplasm
Source: RefSeq, a predicted model, not a curated record